Messenger RNA from Temnothorax curvispinosus, 1472 nucleotides. RefSeq names its product mevalonate kinase. The transcript is spliced from 3 exons. Gene Ontology annotation, biological process: isoprenoid biosynthetic process; cholesterol biosynthetic process. Gene Ontology annotation, cellular component: cytoplasm. Gene Ontology annotation, molecular function: mevalonate kinase activity; ATP binding. Lineage: Eukaryota; Metazoa; Arthropoda; Insecta; Hymenoptera; Formicidae. The record is from RefSeq and is a predicted model, not a curated record. The coding region runs from base 116 to 1291 and encodes 391 amino acids.
AAUUUAUUUAACACAAAAGACUGAUAACAAUUAUUAUCUGGGUGAUCUCUUCUACAUCAGAUAAAUGCGCAUCUUCUAACAGAAAAUUAUAAAAGAAAUUUUUAUUCAUAGAAAGAUGAUCGAGUUCAAAAUAUCCGCACCGGGUAAAGUGAUCUUAUACGGAGAACACGCAGUGGUACAUGGAAAAACUGCUGUGGCGGCUAGCUUGAACUUACGCACGACUCUUAAAUUCGCCGAACUGCCAAAUUCAGAGGACGUUAUUAAAAUAGAGUUCCCUGAUGUCAAAUUAUAUUUGAAGUUUCCUUUUUGCGUAUUUUUUGACUACUUUUUUGGCAAUAAUUUUCAUUAUUCGUUGAUCAAGGAUAUAAAUGAAUUGCAUAUUCGUGUGAAAGAUUUUAUCGAUUCGAUAGAUCAUGUAAUAGACAAGAAUAACAGCGAUACUCUUAUUGAGCGGCAGAGAUCAAGCUUACAAGCGUUCUUUUACCUGCUCGUUUAUAUCGCCUACGAAGAACACAUUAAUAUAGAAGAAACUUCCUUCCACGUGCACUUAUCCACGGAAUUAGCGGUCAAUUCUGGUCUAGGCAGUUCGGCAUCGUUCGCGGUAUGUCUUGCAGCGUGUUUUCUACAUUGGUCGCGCUUGCAGAAAGGCGAACACAAUACAUUUAACAAGGACGAACUCGAUAAGAUCUCGAAGUACGCUCUAAAUUGUGAGCGAAUUAUGCACGAGUCUCCAUCCGGAAUCGACAAUAGCGUAUGCACAUACGGUUCAAUAAUAAAAUUUAAAAAUAAACAGCUGGACAUGAUACCACAAGUGCCGGAUCUCAAGAUUCUGCUGGUUAAUACAAAUAUUACCCGCAGUACAAAAAAACAAGUGAAACAAGUAGCGGAACUGAAAGAUUUAUAUCCUUCGAUCGUCAUUCCCAUCCUGGAUAGCAUCGACGCUCUAUCGAACCACGCUUGGGAAACGCUCAAUGAAAUUAACCAAUUCUCUGGAUCUAUAAAGCUAGAUGAUCGGCACACAACGUUAUCGUGUUUCAUUCACAUGAACCAAGGAUUACUAACCGCAUUGAACGUGUCACAUCCGAAGUUAGAGAUGAUUUGUACAUUGGCAAUGACACAUUCAUAUGCGGGGAAGCUCACGGGUGCAGGUGGAGGUGGAUGUGCAUACAUUUUACUGCCAAAGGACGCUGACAACGGAUCUAUCAAAAUUUUCACAAAACAGUUAGAGGAAAAAGGUUUCGAAGUCACGAUGACAAGUCUAGGUUGCAGCGGAGUGAUUAUUGAAGAUUAAUUUAAAAUAGAUUAAAAUGAACAACUUAUAUAUUAGUAACUAAAUAUGAAUAUAUUAAAAUAAUUUAAUUACAAUGGUAUUUCCCUGGUGGAAGAGAACGAGGAAAAAAAUACAAUUUUAUAUAAUAUUCUAUAUUCUGUACAUUUAACAAGGAUAAUAAAGCACGUAUUUGUUAAAUAAA